Messenger RNA from Lindgomyces ingoldianus, 918 nucleotides. RefSeq lists its product as uncharacterized. NCBI's taxonomy places the organism in Eukaryota, Fungi, Ascomycota, Dothideomycetes, Pleosporales, Lindgomycetaceae. The transcript has 4 exons. The annotation marks the transcript as partial. The record is from RefSeq and is a predicted model, not a curated record.
GGGAGGACAUGCAUCGCCGGACAAUGUACUUGCUCCAACACCGCCUUCACUAUUUGCUCUGGAACAUGUGUAAAUCUUAAAACCUCCACCAACAAUUGCGGCGCAUGUGGGAAAACUUGUCCCCAAGCGUCAACUUGCCAGUCGUCCAACUGCAUCUGUAACAAUUCCCUCCUUUCUGCCUGCUCGACGGGGUGCAAGAAUCUCAAGACCGACUCGGCCAAUUGCGGCGCCUGUGGUACGACUUGCACUACACCACAAGUCUGCACAAGCGGAGUUUGUGCCUGCCCUACCGCCGGCCAGUCGCUCUGUGGUACUACUUGCAAGAAUCUCAAAACUGACAAUAGCAAUUGCGGAACAUGCGGAACAGUUUGCACUGCACCACAAGUUUGUACCAACGGAGCGUGCGCGUGCCCUGUUGCGGGACAGAGUCUUUGUGGUACAACCUGCCUGGAUCUCAAAACCGAUCUCAACAACUGCGGCACUUGCGGGAAAGUUUGCGCUCCAGGGCUGAGCUGUAUCAACGGUGCCUGCGCUUGCCCAAAUGCCAGCGACAUCCUCUGUGGUGGGAAAUGCAUCAACUCCAAAACUGACACUAACAACUGUGGAGCAUGCGGAACCGUCUGCGAUCUCGGCUCUGUAUGCACUGGUGGAGUCUGUGUCUGUCCGACGACUUGCGCUGGAGUCUGCACUGACCUGCAGAACGACCAGUUCAACUGUGGUACUUGCGGCACCCUAUGUAAUAAGAAGGAUCAGUUCUGUUCGUCUGGAAAAUGCACUUGCAUCUCGGCGGGUCAAACCAGUUGUGGUGGUCUUUGUAAAGAUCUCCAAACCGAUGCAACAAACUGCGGUACCUGUGGCAAUAAGUGUGGAGGAGGCCAGACCUGUCAAGCUGGAAAAUGCAAGUGUACCACAGCGGGU